Molecule: messenger RNA, 5585 nt
Organism: Xenopus tropicalis (tropical clawed frog)
Lineage: Eukaryota; Metazoa; Chordata; Amphibia; Anura; Pipidae
Gene: tcof1
Product: Treacher Collins-Franceschetti syndrome 1
Exons: 26
Coding region: 159-4565 (1468 amino acids)
Source: RefSeq, a predicted model, not a curated record
AGUGACGCUAUUUCCCACAUGCUCAGUCCCAAGCAGAUGCGGAAGUGCUGCUACAGGAAGCACAUGUGGGGAAUAGCAGUGAUCAAGUUGCAGGGCAGGCACUGGUUUGACUGAUCUGCCCGGUCCCAGGCUUGACUGGAAGGGAACAAGCCUGCAACAUGAAGGAAGUGGAGGGAUCGCUGCUGGCUCUGAUUCACCAGCAUCUCUUGCAGGCUGGAUAUAGUAAGGCAGCCAGAGAGCUGCAGAUGCAGAGUGGCAAGAAAUUCUCUACCCCGGAAGUGUCGCUCCAAGAUAUUUACAAAGACUGGAUUAAACACCCAGAAAAAGACAAGACAAAGAAAACAGUCCAAGUAAAUAAUCAGGGGGUGAAGGUACGAGUGCCAGAUCCAGAGAGCAGCACGGAGAGUUCUGAGGAUGAAUUGGUGUUCUAUUCCCCAGCUGGUAGUAGAACUCUCUCAAAUGCAACCCCUCAAGUGCAACAGACUAAAGAAAAAAACAAUAAAAAGAAACCAACUGCUAAGGAGAAGGCAGCCACCACUAUUUCAAAGAUGUCAUCAGGAGUUAAUGCCACCAGUGGGCAGAACAAAAAGGCUGUUUCAGCCAUACCACAAGCACCAAAGGUCGUGAUGGAGAGUAGCAGUUCUUCUGACAGUGAAGAGGAUCAGGCACCUCAAAAAGCUGCUCCAGUGAAAAUAUCCACAAAGCCAGUGGCUGAGAGCACUGAAAGCUCAUCUGGUUCUGAAUCGGACAUGGAGACUACCGGACAGAAUGUUGUAGGGAAGAAGCUCACAGCAAAUAAUUUGCCAGCAACACCAGGCUCUGUCAAGAAACCUCUGCCUAAUGCAGCACCUAAUGGGAAAGUAGCAAGUCAAGCCAAGGCCAUUGUUAAACCAGAUUUAAAGAACAUUUCUGAGAGCAGUGAUUCUUCAGACUCAGAAGAAGAGAAUGAAAGUCAGACACAUACAGUUUUGGCUCAUGUUCAUGCACCACCAAGGACACCUCUGCUAUCUCCUUCCAAAACUGCAAGGGCUGCUGUGCCAGCAAAAGCUGCUGUUGUCACUAAACCAGUAGAUAUCGAUGAGUCGGAGAGCAGUGAUUCAUCGGACAGUGAAAUCAUAGUUACCCAGGCAUCCCAGAAAAAGCCCAGUGAUCCUACAGCCGCUAAGCCACUAGUGACAAAAACACCCAACUUGGCCCAACCUGGAAAGGUGGCAACGCCAACAAAGACACCAGUGAGUGCAAAGCCCCUAACAGCUCAGAGCUCUGAGAGCAGCGACUCGUCAGACAGUGAGGAGGAGCUUAAUGCUAAGAAUACAGCAGCACCUCUCCAGGCAUCCCAGAAAAAGACUAUUGUUCCUCCCACAUCAACAAGGCCACCAGGGACAAAAACACCCCUCUUGGCCAAACCCGGAACAUUGACAACACCAGCCAAGGCAUCUGUGGUUGCUCAGAGCUCUGAGAGCAGCGACUCGUCAGACAGUGAGUUGGAGCCUGAUGCUAAGAAAACAGCAGCGCCUCUCCAAGGAUCCCAAAAAAAUAUACCUGCCACACCUUCUACAGCCACUAGGCCACCAGGGACAAAAACACCCCUCUUGGCCAAACCUGGGAAACUGGCAACACCAACCAAGGCAUCUGUGGUUGCUAAGCCACUGGCAGCUCAAAGCUCUGAGAGCAGUGACUCGUCCGACAGUGAGGAGGAGCCUGAUACUAAGAAGACAGCCGUGCCUCUCCAGGGAUCUCAGAAAAAAACACCUGUCACACCUUCCACAGCCGCUAGACCACCAGGGACAAAAACACCCCUCUUGGCCAAACCCGGAACAUUGGCAACACCAGCCAAAGCAUCUGUAGUUCCUCAGAGCUCUGAGAGCAGUGACUCGUCAGACAGUGAGUUGGAGCCUGAUGCUAAGAAAACAGCAGCGCCUCUCCAAGGAUCCCAAAAAAAUAUACCUGCCACACCUUCUACAGCCACUAGGCCACCAGGGACAAAAACACCCCUCUUGGCCAAACCUGGGAAACUGGCAACACCAACCAAGGCAUCUGUGGUUGCUCAGCCACUGGCAGCUCAAAGCUCUGAGAGCAGCGACUCGUCCGACAGUGAGGAGGAGCCUGAUACUAAGAAGACAGCCGUGCCUCUCCAGGGAUCUCAGAAAAAAACACCUGUCACACCUUCCACAGCCGCUAGACCACCAGGGACAAAAACACCCCUCUUGGCCAAACCCGGAACAUUGGCAACACCAGCCAAGGCAUCUGUAGUUGCUCAGAGCUCUGAGAGCAGUGACUCGUCAGACAGUGAGUUGGAGCCUGAUGCUAAGAAAACAGCAGCGUCUCUCCAAGGAUCCCAGAAAAAUACACCAGCCACUAGGCCACCAGGGACAAAAACACCCCUCUUGGCCAAACCUGGAAAUUUGGCAACACCAGCCAAGGCAUCUAUGGUUGCUCAGCCACCGGCAGCUCAGAGCUCUGAGAGCAGCGACUUGUCAGACAGUGAGGAGGAACCUAAUGCUAAGAAAACAGCAGCGCCUCUCCAGGGAUCCCAGAAAAAGACACCUGCCACAGCCGCUAGGCCACCAGAGACAAAAGCACCCCUCUUGGCCAAACCUGGAAAACUGGCAACACCCACCAAGGCAUCUGUGGUUGCACAGCCACUGGCAGCUCAGAGCUCUGAGAGCAGCGACUCGUCAGACAGUGAGGAGGAGCCUGAUGCUAAGAAAACAGCAGCGCCUCUCCAGGGAUCCCAGAAAAAGACACCUGCCACACCUUCCACAGCCACUAGGCCACCAGGGACAAAAACACCCCUCUUGACUAAACCUGGAAAACUUGCAACACCAACCAAGACACCAGUGAUUUCUUUGCCGUUAGCAGAAAGUAGUGACUCGUCAGAAAGUGAAGACGAGCCAGCAGUCAAGAAUGCACAACUAUCUGUCGUGGCGUCCAAGAACAAUAGCAAAACGACUCUCUUGGCCAAGACAGGGAAGUUGGCUGCUCCAGCCAAGACGCCAGCGGUUACACAGCCGCCAGUAGCCGAGAGCUCUGAGAGCAGCAACUCAUCUGAUAGUGAGGAGGAGCUUAACAAUAAGCAGAAGACUGCGGCACCUCCCCAGGCAUCCCAGAAAAAGGGCAAAUCGCCUCUCUUGGCCAGUACAGGGAAUGCUGCAACACCAGCCAAGACACCAGUGGUUGCACAGCCCCUAACAGCUCAGAGCUCUGAGAGCAGCAACUCGUCAGACAGUGAGGAGGAGCCUGAUGCUAAGAAAAUAAAUGCAUCCUUGAACCCUACAACAUCAGCGAGCCAAGCUUUUGCCACUAUGAAGCCAACUGCCAAACAGGACUGUGACAGUAGUGACACAAGUGAAGAAGCCGAGGGCAAAUCCAGGAGUCUGGUGGGGCAACCAUCGGUUACCAUUAUCUCGGAGACCAGUGAUACCACUGAUAUUGAUGAGGUAGUGUCUCCAACUCCUGCUCCAAUCAAGGCAACCAAAGGAAAGGCUGUACCCAUAUUGGCAAAGACUGUCACACCAUCCAGCCUAAAAGCUACCAAAAGCAAAGCCAGCAGUGCAGCUAAAACUGCCAAAGCAGUGCAGCAAAUAGCUGUAGCCAACUCUGACAGCAGUGAUUCUUUAGAUAGCGAUGAGGAUCCUGGAGUAAAGCAGACACCAUCUGUACCAUUAAAGAAAGUAAAGUCAGGGAAAGGAGCUAAACUGACUGCCGUGUGUGUCAGUGGUGGAAAUCAGAAACUGCCCAGUUCGUUACCUGUGCCCUCUUUACAAAAGCCCAGUGUAUCUGACGUUUCUGAGCCCAGCGACUCGUCCGAUAGUGACAUCGAUACAGGAGCCCAGUCUCUUGUAGCACCAGUACAUGCGGUGCCCACCCCACAGAAACGGAAGAGGAAUCCAAAAGUCAAAGCUCAAGUGACGCAACCUCCAGCUGCUUCAGUGAAACACAAAAAAAAGUCUAAAGCAGAGCAACUGGCAGCAUCUGCACAGCCAGCACCAGAGCCAGUGAUCGACUCUGAAGAGGAGACCAUAAUGGCUCUCCUUUCGGGUCAGAGCCCAAAGAAGGGGAAGCAGAAACUAUCCAAACUGGGACUGAAAGCAGCUCCUUCAGCCACUCCCCUUCCUGUACAAAAGAAUGGCAGUGUGUCGGACUCAUCCGAUGACAGCGAUAUCGGAACUGCAACAUUAAAUAUAGUUACACCUCCAGCGUUGGAGCUCAGGCCGCCGACCGCUGACAAAGAAAAGAAAAGUGCAAAGAAGAGGAAGAGCUCCUCAGAAGAUGGACCCAAAAAGAAAGCUAAGAAAGCAAAGAAGGAAGGAAAGAAAGAAAAGAAGAAAUCAAAAGCAGAAGGAGGAGAGGCUGGAGCCAGCACCCCUAAAGCAAAGUCCUCCAAAAAAGAUAAAAAGAAGCUAGAGAAAUCAGAGAAAAAGAAAUCAAGCAAAAAAAAAAAGGAAAAGAAAAAGAAGGAUGGGGAAAAAAAGGAGGCAAAGAAGACCAAGAAGGGUUCAGCAACUGGCGUCUCCCCUAAACCAAAGAAAAAGAAGAAAAGUAAAGCGGAUAAAGUUGACUGAGGAACACAAGGAAGGAGGGCCUGAUAUCUACCCGCCAGGUACAGAAUGACAGAAGGGAAUAAGCCAGGCAGCAAGGUUUACAAGCCAUGAUCUUUUUAUGUUUGUACAUAUGGAGAAAAUCACGAGAACAAAUGAAAACAAAGUGAAUGUUUUAAUUUUUGUCUCCGACCCCCCCCCCCCUCCUCCUUUUUUUUUUAAUGCUGCCCUUAAGCAGAAGCCCAUCUCCCCACCCUGGCAACUCUACGGAAUAUUGAAAGGAGUGGAGCCAUGCUGAAAUGACAGCCGUUUUAAACUGUGACUUGAAUUAUUUUAUGGACAUUUAACAAAAUAAAACAAAUCCUAUAUAUUUAUAAAUGUACUUUUGGGACUGUGCGCAGGUUACUGUAUCUGCUAAUUAUGACUGUUAGGAUUUAUUUUUUGUAAUCUGUCAUGUAAAAAAUGUUUUUUUUUUACUGCUGUAUAUCUAACUGGCAUUAUUUGGGGUUGGAAUGCAGCAUUUUGACCCUUAUUCUUGGCAAGCUUACUAAAAUACGGAUGUGGCAUAUCUAAUCCAGAAAGAAGGCCGUCUCCCAUAGAGUCUAUUGUAGGCAAAUCAUUUUCUUUUUCUCUGUAAUAUUAAAACAGUACCUUGUACUUUAUGGUAAUUAAGCUGCAUCAAUUUAUCUAUUUGGUUUAUUUAAUGUUUAAAUGAUUUUUAGCAGACAUAAGGUAUGGUGAUCCAAAUUAUAGAAAGAUCCCUUAUCUGGAAAAUGCCAGGUUGCAAGCAUUCUGGAUAACGGAUCCCAUACCUGUAACAGCCACUGAUUGUUUACGCCGUGGAGCUCCUUGACAUGUGGUGGAGAUGUUGCCGCACAAUAGCCAGCAUGGCAGCAUUGAGACCUGUUGGACGAGGACCAAUCAGGCGCUGCACUCAUCAGUGCAAUGCAUUCCUCAUCCAAUGGGAUUUUUUUUCUAAUCCUUUUUUUGUUGCUUUUAAUACAAACAAUAACAAAAAUAAAAGAAACAAAACGUGUAUACAAA